Messenger RNA from Sclerotinia trifoliorum, 2178 nucleotides. NCBI's taxonomy places the organism in Eukaryota, Fungi, Ascomycota, Leotiomycetes, Helotiales, Sclerotiniaceae. The record is from the annotation of a GenBank genome assembly.
CCACCCGUCCACACUGUCGCGGUGGCUUGUUUCCCCAUUAUUGCUCUGUCGAUCUAGCGGAUGUACUACGGUUAAGUCUAUUUCUCCACAUGUUCUAUCUUGGCCGUGGCUAGAUUAGUACAUUUUACAUCUAUGAUAUCAGAUUUACCGAUCUCAUGCCGUCACGAGAAAAUAGAGUAGGUUUCCCGUCCUCAUGGAUAUGAGCGGCCCUGUCGUGGUGGAAGGUGGUGGUUAAUCUAAUCAAUCUGAUGGUGGACGGAUCAUGAAUCUUGCUUUGAAGUCCCGAUUAAGAUCAUGGUCGGGAAGGCUAAUGGAAGGAUUUGAUGAAGAUGGCCAGGUAGAUACUAUAUCUCCGAAAUCUAAACCGAAAAAAGGCUCUACCCGCCAAUGGGACGCGUCGUCCAACUGAAUGCGUUAAGCCUAUACAGGACGCAUAGUCCCAUUUACAUCGUUUAUUACCCCAACAUAUCAAGUAGACGGUGAAGGGGUCAAACCCACGCAAAGGUACCUUGGAGACCCUUGUUAUUUUUCAGGUAUGGUGCACCGUUACAUUUACGGAUUUGCAUCGGUGAUAUCUCUCAGAUGGUAUGAAUGCCGACUAGAGUGGAAGAGUGGAUCAUGUUCUUUUUGUACAUAUAUACCCGUACAUCAUUUAUCUUGCACUCUUUCUUUUACCUUCACCUCAAACACAAGUUCUUUGAUCACCUUCAUCAUGCACACCUCUACCUUAACCUCAUUAGUUCUUGCCUUCGGGCUUGCAUCCGCUAGUCGUACUACUUCCCAUGAAAAGAGUUCGGUUUGGGUAACAGAGGUGCCUGACCAUGUACGCCCCUAUGCAAUCGCGCAUUAUGAUGCAGGUGGUUGCAUGGUUGGUAACCAGCUCUAUCGUUUCCCCGUGACCGGACCAUCUUCGGGAUAUGCCUUUUCUCUACUCUCAACAAACGCACCACCAUCGUCUGCUUUGGGAGUUUUUCCUCAUAUUCACCAGGCACAUUACGAGAAUUUCUUCAAUCUCAAAGGCCGCUACCAGCUCUGGACGGAGAAGGAUGGGGUCGAUGAGACAAGAGUCUUGACAGCAGGAGACUUCGGAAGUGUACCAAUUAACACAACCCAUACUUUCCAAUUUCUCGAUCCAGACACUGAGAUGGUCGGGGUUAUCCAACCUGGAGGAUUCGAGUAAGUUGCCCAGACAUGACAAAUUGUAAUGCAACCAGACAUGAAAUUGACACUAGAAUUUAGAAACUUGUUUUACGCGCUUGCAAACUCCAACUGGACUUCAGCUUCCUCAGUAACACAACCACCUUUCGACCCUCUCCUUGUCGUCGCUGCCAGUAACUCUUCCUCAGCUCCAGUUGGCUAUCUUGAGUCAUUCGACGUCUAUACUAAGCCUGACUACGUCCCACGCAGCGAUACUAUAAAUGGUACUGCACCAUUAAACACCACCUGGCACACCGGUCCAAACACCCUCGGCGCCGAAGGUUCUCCAUACUACAUUGCAAAGGACUUCGGACCAAAGUACCUCUACGAUGCUGUUGGCUACCAAAUCAUCCAGCCAUUCAUUACUCCUGUGCAAUCCAAGGGCGAAUUUUCUAUGUCUACCAUUACACUCGACCGCAAGUUGUCUAACGUUACUAUCCCAACAUCGAAAUAUACCGGCCACGCAGCUUUCGAGGUUCUUGAGGGCAUGGUAACUGUUGAAAUGGAAGGCGAGACAUUAUCACUCAUUCAAGGAGAUGUUGUUUUCAUUCCAGGAAACACAACAUACAAGUACUAUAGCACUGUCCACUUCUCGAAAUUCUUGUACGUUGGUGCCGGAGCUAAAGCAAUGGACACUCAGCUCAUCGCUGAUGGUGCUUCGUGGUCAUCCCCAGUGUGGCCAAAGUAUGCUUAAGCAUUUCGUGGUGCGACUUUCCUAUGGUAGCUUAGAUAGGCUACACAAGGCUCACUAGACAAUUAAUGAUAAAUUGUACAAAAAAACAUCUUGAUACUUGAAAUUGCAUUGUCCCAAAAACUACCUUCUGGUGAAACCGCCCCGCACAUCAAGCUGAGCCCCUUCCUCAACAUUCGGACUUGCAAAGACGUUUGCGACAAAAGCCUCGAAGCCUUGUGGAAAAGCUCAUGAUUAUUGGUGUAACAAAUAAUGAAGAUAUUUAUAGAUGACGCGCAAGCACACGUAUU